Emiliania huxleyi CCMP1516 is the source of this 689-nucleotide messenger RNA. RefSeq lists its product as hypothetical. Gene Ontology annotation, molecular function: protein binding. The annotation marks the transcript as partial. NCBI's taxonomy places the organism in Eukaryota, Haptophyta, Isochrysidales, Noelaerhabdaceae. The record is from RefSeq and is a predicted model, not a curated record. The transcript has a single exon.
AUGCCUCGCACCCGAUCGAAGAAGCGCGCUCCUGCGUCCUCUUCAUCCGGCGGUGCGUCGGGCAGCCUCUGCGAACGGUCGCCGGCUGCGCUACGGCUGAUCUCCGAGUGCCUCGACAGCGACGACCUGCUGCUUCACGUGCUCGGCCUCCUGCCGCUGGCGGGCCUCGGCCGUGCGGCGUGCGUCUCGUCCCGCUGGGCGAGGCUCGCUGCGAGCAACUCGCUCUGGGCGUCUCUUGCGGAGCGAGUGUGGGAGGGCCGGCACGUCUCCGAGGCUUGCCGCGCGCAGCGGCGGCAGCACGGCAGGAGCGCACUCCGCCGCUCGCUCGCCGAGUCGGAGGCGCGGCACAUUGACCCGUCGCUGCUGUGCGAGCUGACGUGGCACUUUCGCUUCAAGCGCGCCGCUGGGGAGCACUGGACAGGGAGCGACCCGUACUGGCAGGGCGCCCGCGCGCGCACGCUCCGCUUUGAGCCCGACGGCGCCGCGCCCGCUCAGAGGGGAGGGAGACGCGGGAGACACGCCCACGACAUGUCCGCGGCAUGCCCUGCAGGCGCUGUCCGCUGGGAGGAGGAGGCGUGGGACGGGCUGAUGCGGUGGCGGCUGGAGGGCGGCUCGCUGCUGCGGGUGUCACACGCUCAGCUUGGCGCCUUCCCCGCCGAGCGGCUGGUGCGGCAUCCGCCGAGCUGGGG